AUGGCAUCACCUGCCGACAGUUCAUCAAGAGAGAGCACUAAUGGUCAAAUUGUUGAUCCUUUUUCCAAUCCUCUCAUGCUACAAGUCUCAGAUAAUCCCACUGCUAUCCUUGUAUCUCCUCGUGGACUUGCUGCUUUAGACCAACAAUUCAAUCCAACAACUACCCCUACAAAUGAGCAUGCCUCUUCACCAAUAACACAAGAACAGUAUGAUCAGAUCUUGGCCAUUUUACAACAAGGUAGAAUUGAUCAUAACACAAAUUUUGCAGAUAAUCCAGAUUCUUCUCAUAAUCAGAUGCCCACCUUGGAUUCUUCUCCCAUCAGAACCAUGGACCCAGAUGACUCUCAUUCCAAUGUCAUUCCAAACAAUCGACCAACUCAUUCGCGGCAAGCACCAGCAUAUUUAAAUGACUACAUAUGCAAUACAGUCACUUCAGCAGAUUACCCACAUCAAUUGUCUCCUCGUGGGAAAGCUGAAGAGGGACAUGCAAAGGUCCGAACACUUGAGAUUGGAAACCCUGAGCUCAUUCCAGCUAAAGUGUCGCUAGGAGUUCUUGGUGUUAUUUCACAGGUACAUUCUAUUCCCUAUCCAUUUUUAGGAUCUGGAAAUUGGCCAUGGAACCAUGAAAUAACACAGGAUAAUCAGUCCUACUAUGAGUCCAUCUGGAAAAUUUUCAAAUCAGGUCCAAAGGCGGCAAAUUUGUUCUUCGAAUUGAAAACGCUUACUUACAGAGAUCAACUAAGGAAUCCGAGGAAGCAAUGCUUCAUGAUCUUUCCUGGCUGGGUCUCGAUUAAGAUGAAGUCGAGGAUGCAUUGGCAACCAGAACUUGUUCUUGGAGAUGUUAGUCAAGCCCAUGAACGCAAAACUGUGAGAUUUGCUUUCAUCCAUUGUUAA
Messenger RNA from Fraxinus pennsylvanica, 894 nucleotides. The record is from the annotation of a GenBank genome assembly. NCBI's taxonomy places the organism in Eukaryota, Viridiplantae, Streptophyta, Magnoliopsida, Lamiales, Oleaceae.